Monoraphidium neglectum is the source of this 603-nucleotide messenger RNA. RefSeq lists its product as hypothetical. The coding region runs from base 1 to 603 and encodes 200 amino acids. The record is from RefSeq and is a predicted model, not a curated record. The transcript has 2 exons. Lineage: Eukaryota; Viridiplantae; Chlorophyta; Chlorophyceae; Sphaeropleales; Selenastraceae.
AUGGUGAUAGGCCUGCACCCGCCGACCCAGAUCGCCGCCAUCCACCGACAGGCCUCCCGCGCGACCGCCGGCGCGGGCGUCGCACCCGCGCCCGCCGCGCGGCUGCGGAGCGGCCACGGCGGCGGCGGCGCGCACGGGGGCGGGCGGGGGUACCUGCACACCAUGAGCGUGCCCGUGGCGGCCAGCGGCGGCGCGGCAGCGGCGGCGGGCGACCCGGGCACAAUUCGCGGCGGCGGCGGCGGCGCGGCGGGCGCGCUGGCGGAGCAGCUGGAGCGGGUGUCGGGGCCGCUACUGCACGCCGCGUCGGCGGCGGCGCCGGUCAAUGCGGGCGCGACGGCGGCGCAGCACGGCCCUGCGCUGCACUCCUGGGCGACGCUGGGGCACCCGUCCGCGGCGGCCGCGCCUCACCAGGGCGGUUACUAUCCUCCCCUCAGCGGCUACUACUUUCCCCCAGCGCCGCCGCCCGGCUACGGCUACGGCUAUGGCUAUGCGGCAGGCGGCGGCGGCGGCGGCGGCGGCGUGGGCGGCGCGUCGGGCGUGCCGGCGGCGGCAGGGGGCUUGCAGCAGCCCAACGGCUCUGGGCAGUCCCCGACGCGCAUCUGA